Molecule: messenger RNA, 1512 nt
Organism: Dichotomopilus funicola
Lineage: Eukaryota; Fungi; Ascomycota; Sordariomycetes; Sordariales; Chaetomiaceae
Product: Mycolic acid cyclopropane synthetase-domain-containing protein
Exons: 4
Coding region: 1-1512 (503 amino acids)
Biological process (GO): lipid biosynthetic process
Source: RefSeq, a predicted model, not a curated record
AUGCCUCCUCCGGCGCCCCGGUCCAGCCGGCUCGGCUUCCUCCGGCUCAUCGCCCAUGGCGCUUCGUUACUUCGCGAUGGGUUCAACAGUGUCUUGACCCUCAACCCUGUCGCCGCUGCCAUUGCCCGCCCGGCCGUUCUCGCGCUGCUGUCGUCGAGCGAGGUCGGCACUCUGGUCCUUGUCGACGAAGUGUACGGCGAGCGUCUGGUAUUGGGUCAGCCUCUAGUCGAGACUCAUACCGACGAAAGCACGGAGACGACGACGACAAAAACUGCCACUCGCCACGGCCAAAGCCCACCCAUCGCGACGCUCACCAUCACCUCACCCUCUUUUUACCCCCGCCUCCUGCUCCUCGCCGACAUGGGGUUUGCCGAGGCCUACUUGCUCUCCGAAGUCCGCUGUGCCGACUUGACAGCCUUCUUCCGGCUCUUCAUUCUCAACCGGGACCGUCUUCACAACGGGAGCACCAUGUGGUCGUCUCUUUUAUCGGGCACCCUCGGUGCCAUCUCUAAACCACUUUUGUGGUUGGGCGUGGGCGGAAGAUCAAACACGGUCGAGACAGCUCUCCUCAACGCCCAGGCGCACUACGAUCUGUCCAACGACCUCUUUGCUGCGUUUCUCUCACCGGAUAUGACCUAUUCCUGUCCGAUCUGGACUACCACUGCGGAUGAGACGAUCCCUGACGUCGAAUCCCUUGAAUCCGCCCAGCUACGCAAGAUCCACACCAUCAUCGCGGCCGCCCGCAUCAAGUCAACCGACCACGUGCUUGAGAUUGGAACGGGUUGGGGCUCGUUUGCGAUCGAGGCUGUCCGGCUAACGGGAUGCCGCGUGACUAGUGUGACGCUGUCGCGCGAGCAGAAAGCGUUGGCAGAGGAGAAAAUCCGGGAAGAGGGUAUGGAAGGGCGGAUCCGCGUCUUGUUGGUGGAUUAUCGUGCUGUUAGGGGGCCGAGGUAUUACUAUGAGGGUGACGAAGGGACGUAUGACAAAAUUGUGUCAAUUGAGAUGCUGGAGGCCGUGGGAAAAGAUUUCUUGGGGGUGUAUUUCGCACAGGUGGACAAGUUGCUCAAGAAGGAUGGGGGCAUUGCGGUGUUUCAGUGUAUUACCCUACCAGAAGGGCGACAGGCGGCGUAUUCGGCCGGUGAGGACUUCAUCAACCGGUACAUCUUCCCCGGCGGCUACCUGCCCUCAACCACACAACUCAUCGACCACAUCACGGCCGCAUCGCACGGCACGCUCAUCGUCGAAAGCGUCAACAACAUCGGUGGCCACUACGCCCGCACGCUGCGUCUAUGGCGCGAGGAGUUCCUAGCUAACUUCAACGCCGUCGUCCGCCCGGCGCUGAAGAGGGAGCAUCCGCUCAUGAGCGACGAGGAGAUUGAAGUGUUUCGGCGGAAGUGGGAGUACUACUUCUCGUACUGCGAGGCCGGCUUUGCGACCAAGACGCUGGGCGAUGUUAUCAUCACGGUCGGUAGGGAGGGGGCCAUGGAGCUGAUGGAAGGUAUUCCUCUUUGA